Molecule: messenger RNA, 3865 nt
Organism: Crotalus tigris (Tiger rattlesnake)
Lineage: Eukaryota; Metazoa; Chordata; Lepidosauria; Squamata; Viperidae
Gene: RO60
Product: Ro60, Y RNA binding protein
Exons: 9
Coding region: 344-1960 (538 amino acids)
Cellular component (GO): ribonucleoprotein complex
Molecular function (GO): RNA binding
Source: RefSeq, a predicted model, not a curated record
AUCAGCGGGAACCUUCGCCGCCGCCUGUGCCCGCGAGACCAAGAAGGAUAGUGCCGCGAGACAGAUGUGGGUUGCGGGGCGGGUGUGCGUGUACGUGUGCAGUGCAUCCGGGUCCUAGGGACUCCCCGUCAUCUGUGCAGGAGGCGACGGGACCCGCUGCCCCAUCCGGCUCCCUCCCUUGUUUUUGCUGCGUGAGGGAAGUUGUCAGGGCGGUCUUGGUGGGGGCGAGGAGUGACUGGAGAGAGAGCGCGCUUGAGGAGAAAGCGAUCCUUUCCUUGGGCUCCCAAAAAGCCGCGGAGGUUGCAGCAGUUACAUAGAGGGGACUUCUUUAUACUGAGAAGCAAUGGAAGAAGGAGCAAGUCCAAUGCAGCCAGACAAUGAAAACCAGAUAUCAGAUUCUGAAGAUGGAUGUGGGUGGCAAGUUACAGACAUGACUAGACUGCGCCGUUUCUUGUGUUUUGGUUCUGAAGGAGGUGCAUUCUAUGUCAAGGAACAGAAACUGAGCUUUGAAAGUGUAGAUGCUCUUUUGAGGCUUAUUGAAGGUGGCAAAGGUUAUGAAGCAGUGCAAGAAAUAAAGACAUUCAGCCAGGAAGGUAGAGCAGCAAAACAGGAUCCAGUAUUGUUUGCGCUUGCCAUUUGUUCACAAUGUUCUGAUGCCAAAACCAAACAAGAAGCUUAUAAGGCUGUCCCUGAAAUUUGUCAUAUACCAACCCACCUCUUCACUUUCAUCCAGUUUAAAAAGGAUCUGAAGGAAGGCAUGAAAUGUGGCAUGUGGGGCCGGGCCCUGAGAAAAGCUGUUUCAGUUUGGUACAAUGGAAAGAAUGACAUGGCGAUUGCUUUGGCGGUGACAGCAUACAAGAAGAAAAAUGGCUGGUGUCAUAAAGACCUUCUCAGGUUAUCACAUCUAAAGCCUGCAAAUGAAGGCCUGGCCAUUGUCACUAAGUAUGUAAUGAAGGGAUGGAAGGAAGUCCAAGAGACAUAUAAAGAGAGCAGGCUUUCUGCUGAGGCUGAAAAAGUGUUGACGUAUUUGGAAGCAGUGGAAAGGGUAAAGCAUACAACGGAUGAACUGGAAGUGAUUCAUUUGAUAGAAGAGCAUAGUUUAGUUAGAGAACACCUCCUGACAAGUCACUUGAAAUCUAAAGAGGUAUGGAAAGCACUGCUACAGAACAUGCCCGUAACAGCAGUAUUGAAAAACCUGGGGAAAAUGACAGCAAAUUCUGUUCUUGAACCGGGAAGCUCAGAGGUAGCAAUGGUUUGUGAAAAAUUAAAAAAUGAAAAACUUCUUAAAAAGGCUCAGAUACACCCAUUCCAUAUUUUGGUUGCAUUAGAAAACUAUAAAGGAGAGCGUGGUUAUCGGGGAAAACUGCACUGGCAACCAGAGAAGGACAUCUUGGAAGCUCUAAAUACUUCAUUUUACAAGUCCUUCAAGGCAUUAGAACCAAUGGGAAAGCGUAUCUUAGUUGCUGUUGAUGUUAGUGAUUCUAUGUUACAAAAGGUUUUUGGUAGUGUGCUGAAUGCUAGUACCAUUGCUGCAACUAUGUGCAUGGUUGUGGCACGCACUGAAAAAGAUUCCCACAUUGUUGCUUUUUCCCAUGAUAUAGUUCCUAGUCCUGUGACUGAGGAUAUGACUUUACCACAAGUAUUACAGAAAAUGUCUGAGAUUCCAAGGGGUGCCACUAAUUGUUCUGCUCCAGUGCUCUGGGCCCAAAAGACAGGUGUAGCAGUUGAUGUUUUUAUUAUCUUUGUGGAUAGUGAGACCUUUGCUGGAGAUGUUCACCCUGCCACAGCAUUGAGACAGUAUAGAGAGAAAAUGGGUAUUCCAUCCAAGCUAAUUGUUUGUGGAAUGACAUCCAGUGGCUUUACAGUUGCAGACCCAGAUGACAGAGGGAUGCUGGAUAUUUGUGGUUUUGAUACAGGAACACCCAUUGUCAUUCAAAACUUCAUUUUGGAUUUGAUCUAAACCUGUGAGCACCCUUUUUUCUAAAGCUAUUAACUUCCUGAAGAAUUGACUGGGACCUAUCAAUUGAAUUAACAAGACUCUAUUAAUUCAAGGCUAAGUUUCAUACCCCUGUUGGAGUAUUAACAUUUUAAAAGAGAUGUAAAAACAGCCAGUGGAAACUCUACUUUCUGAACAUACUAUUUACAUCUAUUGUGCAUAAUUUUAGGUUUCUUAUUGCUUUUUAGAACUAAAUAUGGAAUACAGUGAAUGCUUUUAAUUUUUUAUAUUAGUUUAACUAUGACAAUGUAUUCCAUUACUGAAGAUUUUAUUUUCCUAGAAUGAUUUUAGGGUGUUAAUCACAGCGAAUCAAAUGAUGAGACAGGGCUUCAUCUUUUUACACUGUUUCAGGUUAACAACUGUUUGAUUGGAAUAACUUGAUUGGAAUAACUUAUUCAAUUAUCUGAGAAAAAUGAGCCACGUAUGCAUUACAGGUUAUAUUACUUCUAUCAUUGCUCAUUAGUUCCUAUUACUUUAUGGUUACCAUUUACCACUGGCAACUUGAUGUUCUCCUUGUGUUUAGCAAACAUUUUGUAUUAAGCAGUGUUGGGAAAUCUGGAAACAACAGAUUAUUCCCAAGGAUAUUGAUUUAAUGAUUAUACUUUAGCCUUUGAAAUUCUUGUUUCAAAAAAAGUCUUGCAAAGCCCAUCAAUUUUGUGCACAUUAUAGUCUAACUCAAUGUUUCUCAAAUUUGACAAUCUUAAGAUAUGUGGACUUCAACUCCUAGAAUUCCCCAACCAGGAAAUUGCCAAGUUUGAGAAAUACUGAUCUAACUGGUCUGUGUUUUAUUUCUUGACAAUAGAUACUUUUAUUCCAGUUCUUAGAAGUAUUCAUAGUUUUAGGCACUCCAUCUCAAUUUCUGCAUAACAUCCUCCCCCCUCUGAACACCCCCCACUAUGUAUAUAUUCUACUCUACUAUACUGUAGCAAAGUAAGGAUCCAAAAAAAGGAACAUACACAGAAUCCUUAUACUAUACAAUAUUUCCCAUGGUAAUAGAUACAUGUCAUCAAAUCAACUCCUAGAAAAGAGCCUUAAUAGAUAUUAAUGUAUUCUUCAGAGAAGAGAUGGCAGGAAGAUGAAAGUUUACCCUCCUAACAAUUCCCGAAUGCUUCUCUUGGAAGCAUUCCAUUCAUUGAGACAGAAUUUAUGUAAAAGCGCCUCGGAGCAAGAUUAUUUUCUUCUUCUCUUGCCAUUAUGUACACGAAGAUGCCAGUGCUUGCUUUUCAACUUCUUCAACCAACUUCUUCAGAUAGUUUGGGUCGCUGAAGAAGUAUAUGUAGAGUUUGCAUUCCAUCUUCUGGAAGUGGCCCUGCAGAUAAUUUGUUUUGGGUCUCUAAGUUGAUCGGGGUGUCCAUUAGAAUUUCACAGACUUUAGCUUGUGUGAUGCUAAGUUGCUCCAGAGGAUCUGACAAUUCCUGAGCACGAAGCAUUAGCUGCUUGGAGUCACCAUACAUCAAAUACUACAGUGCCUUGUUCUCAGACUUUAGUUUAAGAUACUGAGUAAAUAGGGUGGCUAGCUGUACUUGAAGCAUUCGGAGUUCCUGGCACAAUCAUGAACCUGUGCUUGCCAAAGUCUCAUAUGAAUGUGAAAAUUGUUUCUCUUGAUUGUGUUUGCCCAGCAACUCCACAACCGUAAGGUAGUGAGGUCACUAGGAUCUAUCAAAAUCCAUGGGCAUUGCUUAAUGGAGAAUCUUGAAUCCUCAGAGCAGGAUGGCCAUUCUUCUAACUUAGACUGAGAUUCUUUUCAGGACAGUCAUCAGUCCCUCCAGCUUAGUUCCAGUCCAUUGCAGAUUCUUUUCAACAUCAGCAAGAGUUUCAGCACCUCAAAGUGGCUGAGCUGCCCAAUAACUGGUCAAUAGCUUCUUCUUA